UCCCAUUAACCAAUAAAUCAAACCCUCUCAGGUAUACACAAACAAACACUUGAAGUGAGUUAGUGUACGUGUUUGAGCUAUGGCUUUUCUUUGUUCUAGAUUAACCAUCUCUUUUGCUCUGUUUGUCCUCAUAUUGGGGACUGCCAAUGCACAACUUUCUACAAACUUCUACUCAAGUUCUUGUCCAAAACUCCUCUCCACUGUCAAAUCCACAGUGCAAUCUGCCAUAUCAAAGGAGGCUCGCAUGGGUGCUUCUCUCCUCCGAUUGUUCUUCCAUGAUUGCUUUGUCAAUGGAUGUGAUGGUUCAAUUCUAUUGGAUGACACAUCAAGCUUCACCGGUGAGAAGAACGCAAACCCCAACAGAAACUCUGCUCGUGGAUUCGAUGUCAUCGACAACAUCAAAUCUGCCGUGGAGAAAGUGUGCCCUGGAGUUGUCUCCUGCGCAGAUAUCCUUGCCAUCACUGCUAGAGACUCCGUUGAGAUCCUUGGAGGCCCUACUUGGAAUGUUAAACUUGGAAGAAGAGACGCGAAGACAGCUAGCCAAUCUGCUGCUAACAAUGGCAUCCCUGCACCCACUUCAAACCUUAACCAACUCAUCUCCAGAUUCAGUGCUCUCGGACUUUCCACCAAGGACUUGGUCGCCUUGUCUGGUGGUCACACAAUUGGGCAAGCAAGAUGCACAAACUUCAGAGCACGUAUCUACAACGAGAGCAACAUAGAUAGCUCAUUUGCAAGCACUAGGAAAUCAAGCUGCCCCCAGUCAUCAGGGUCAGGGGACAACAAUCUGGCACCACUUGAUCUUCAGACUCCGACCACAUUUGACAACUACUACUUCAGGAACCUGGUUCAGAAGAAGGGUCUCCUUCACUCUGAUCAACAACUAUACAAUGGUGGGUCCACCGACUCCAUAGUGCGUGGCUACAGCACUGACCAGAGCUCCUUUUCUUCUGAUUUUGCAUCCGCCAUGAUCAAGAUGGGAGACAUUAGUCCUCUCACCGGCUCAAACGGAGAAGUCAGGAAGAAUUGUAGAAGGGUUAACUGAUUAACUAUAUAUAUUAAGGGUCAUACACAUAAGCCUGCAAUUUAAUUGUGUUAAUCAGAUAUCUCUAUAAUAAGUUGUUAGAACAUGUUUUGAAUUUUGAUUCCGUGGUCGGCUUCCUAGCUAGUGUAGUUGACGUCAAUGCCCUGUACUUUAGUGUUUCUUUUUCUUUUUUAUAUAUCUUUAAAAAUGAUUUCAUCUUUCUACU
Messenger RNA from Cajanus cajan (pigeon pea), 1247 nucleotides. RefSeq names its product peroxidase P7. The record is from RefSeq and is a predicted model, not a curated record. Gene Ontology annotation, biological process: response to oxidative stress; hydrogen peroxide catabolic process. Lineage: Eukaryota; Viridiplantae; Streptophyta; Magnoliopsida; Fabales; Fabaceae. Gene Ontology annotation, molecular function: heme binding; peroxidase activity.